Messenger RNA from Paramecium pentaurelia, 525 nucleotides. NCBI's taxonomy places the organism in Eukaryota, Ciliophora, Oligohymenophorea, Peniculida, Parameciidae. The record is from the annotation of a GenBank genome assembly.
AUGAAAUAAUUAGAUCAAAGAAUCACAGCUUUAGAAUAAUUAAUUGGAGAUGGGGAUCUUGUAAUCACAGAAACAAUUUAUAAUUAAAUCUAAUAAAUGAGAGAGAUUUGUCGUCAAUAAAAUAUUAGUUCUAAACGUAUUAUUAUUAUCCAUCAUCUAUAGUUUAUAAAAUGGCAUAAUUAAUUUAUAAUUAUGAUCUAAAUUAUUGCUAUUCAGCUUUGCCAUCCCAAAGUAAAAUACAAUUAAUAAUGCAAUCUGAAAAAUAAUUGUAGGAAGCUUCAUCAAAUAUAAUUAAAAUCAUUAAAUAUAGAAAAUUUGUUGACUUUGAGCCAAUUAUUGGGUUAUAAGAGAAAAUCAAUCAAAUAUUAUUACUUUAGACAGCAUCUAAAUUGGCAUUUAAAGAUGAUUAGAUUGUUGUUAACCAAAAUAAUACUAUGAUGUUAAUAGAUGAUUUUAAUAGAUAUCAAUAAUAAUUAGAAGCUUUGGUCUUAAUUAAUUAUGAAUUGAGAUAAUAAGUUGAAUGAA